GACGAGAUCCAAGAACAAACCGGAACAAUCAUCAAAAUCACCAAUCCACCACCAAAACACUCUGCAUUUGCCUCGGAAAACACAAUCACAAUCAAGAUCGAUGGACUUCCUCCCCAAGCUGAAAUAGCCCGUGUACGCGUAUUGACCAUCCUAGAUUCUUUGUCCGAUUUGAGCAUUGAUACUGUCAAGAUCCCGUUGCGAUUACAACCUCUCAUCUGUGGCAGAAAACGUACAGCUCUACAGCCUAUUAUCGAAGAAACCUUGACAAACAUCUAUUUUCCUUCGCCCUUUGUUGACCCUCUCAAUAAUAAUGCCUCUGAAAGCUCUUCAGAAUUCUCUCCACCAAUCUAUAUUACCGGAGACCCUAGUAGCGUAUCUCGCGUCAAAGAUAUGCUGACUAAACUUGCUGCUCAAAAGGCCAAGUCCAUGUACCACAAGGAUACAAUCAUGCACGCCCGUAAACUAGACUGGAUGCUCCUUCACCGCAGAGAUGAAUUGCGCACAAUCAUGCAUGACAAUGGUUCUUUUAUUGCUUUGCCUCCACUUGGUUCCGGUACUGGUCUUGUUACUGUUUAUGCAGAGAACCGAGUUAAUGCAGAACGCACCCUUCGAUCCCUUAAUUUCCUUGCUUGUUCAAUUUAUGAGGCUUGCUUUUACUUUAACAAUCGCGAUGGGGCAAUCUACGGCACCGACGGUUCAAAUACCUUUUUCAACUCAAUCACAAACCUCGCCAAUCUCGUCACUCAACUGUCCCAGAUAUCAGGCGCAGAAGUCGCCUACAAAACAGACCCUGGCUGUAUCGAGGUCCACGGCACCGAGCGCGCGGUUCGAAAUGUCUACCAGCGACUACACGAAAUGACUUUCCUAAAGAUGUUCCACCAAGACACCACUUUUAGCGUCGAGCUCUCGAACGAGCAACGCGAAUUCAUCAGUGGUAAGAAGAGCGGCAAGAUCAACAAGAUCAUGAAGACCUCGGGAGCCAAGAUCAAGUUCAUGCCGUUCAGUGAAUACAACUUCAUUAUCGAGGUCGAGAGCACCAGCUUCACCAAGGCACUCGAUGGCCUGACCUUGCUCCAAGAAGAACUUCCUGCCGAGAUCUCGUUUUAUGUCCCAGAGACGUACCACAAGCGUAUCAUUGGCGUCGGAGGUAAAAAUAUCCAACGCAUCAUGAAAAAGUACGGCGUCUAUGUCAAGUUCUCAAACGCCGAGGAAUUUGCCGCGCUUGGAGGGUAUUACGGAAACGAUGACAAUGUGGUGGCCAGAACGCCGAUGAAGAACCAGCUCAAUCUGGACAACUUGCGACAUGCGGUUAUGGAGUUGAUCAGUGCCAAGGACAAGGACUUUGUGGUCCAGACAGUCGGAAUUCCCUUUCGGAUGCACAGGACACUCAUCCGGGACAACGAACAGUACCUAAAAGACAUUUCCCAAAAGGCCAACACGCGCAUACUCUGGCCGGACCACGAACUGGCCAGCGAUGCCGUAACUCUGGUUGGCCCAGAGGCACAGGUCGGAAAUGCGGCCCAGAUGCUGAGAGCUUGUGUGCCAGAAGACUAUUGUAUCCAUGUGCCCUUUUCAACCAAUCUGAUCGCAAUCCUGGACUCUGAUCACUACCAAGAGGCCGUGGUUGAUCGUCUUGAGCAGGAAAUGAAUGUA
Phycomyces blakesleeanus NRRL 1555(-) is the source of this 1653-nucleotide messenger RNA. RefSeq lists its product as hypothetical. Gene Ontology annotation, cellular component: cytoplasm; nucleus. The record is from RefSeq and is a predicted model, not a curated record. Gene Ontology annotation, biological process: nuclear division. The transcript has 5 exons. Gene Ontology annotation, molecular function: mRNA binding. Lineage: Eukaryota; Fungi; Mucoromycota; Mucoromycetes; Mucorales; Phycomycetaceae. The annotation marks the transcript as partial.